AUCGAAAAGCAAACAUCAUCUAAUAUUAAGCGAAAAUGAAGUUCGCCAUUGCAACCAUUGCUGUCCUCGCCGCCACUGCUGCCGCCAUGGGCCGCCGUCAGAACGACGAAUGCUGCGCCGAGGUCCAAGCCGAGGCUUUUCUGGGAACAAAGUGCGCAGGUCUGGCGCUUCUUGAUUUCACAACAUUAGUUGAUGGCCAGUGUUACGAGUUCUACAAGAAAGGAUCGGAUUCUUACUACACCGCAGCUACAUGUGAAGCUGGCGUAUACACAGCUAACAUUUGGGUCAACGACGACGCCUGCACCCCAGACGCUGGUGUCUAUCCUCUUGAACAAGGACUUGAGUGCUCCACUAGCGAAGUAACCGACGGCAUGAGUGCUGCUCUUGAGCUUUCGUGCAUUGACGCAUAAAUUUGCUUUGCCGAGAGAUAGGCAAGAAACAAUAUAUCAAUAAAAUAAUUGCUGAUACUGGU
This is a messenger RNA of Sphaeroforma arctica JP610, 472 nucleotides long. RefSeq lists its product as hypothetical. The coding region runs from base 36 to 410 and encodes 124 amino acids. NCBI's taxonomy places the organism in Eukaryota, Ichthyosporea, Ichthyophonida. The transcript has a single exon. The record is from RefSeq and is a predicted model, not a curated record.